GUGCUGUAAAAGGAGGCGGAACUCGAGGAGGCGCACUUGGCGGCCGCGAGGAGGAAGCGCUGAACAGCUGGUGCUAGAGCCACGAGAGGACCGCCUGUGAUGGGAAAAUGCCCCUUGAGGUGAAAUGGCCCUUUCCCCAGGCCCCAUACCUGCCCUGGACCUUGGCGAGCAGGCUGAUCAUGGGACUGGUGGGCACCUACAGCUGCUUCUGGACCAAAUAUAUGAACCAGCUGAACGUCCAUAAUGAAGACACCCUGUACAACCUAAUUGAGAAGCGUGAGCCAGGCAUCCCCCUCCUCACGAUCUGCAACCACCAGUCUUGCAUGGAUGACCCACACCUCUGGGGUAUCCUGAAAUUAAGGCAUGUCUGGAACUUGCAGAAAAUGCGCUGGACCCCCACAGCUGCAGACAUCUGUUUCACAAAGGAACUGCAUUCUCGUUUCUUCAGCCUUGGGCGAUGUGUUCCUGUCUGCCGGGGAGAUGGAGUCUACCAGAAAGGCAUGGAUUACAUACUUGAAAAGCUCAACAAUGGGGAUUGGGUGCAUGUAUUCCCAGAAGGCAAAGUGAACAUGACUCAGGAGUUCAUGCGCUUUAAGUGGGGCGUUGGACGCCUUCUAGCUGAGUGCCGCCUCCAUCCUAUAAUAGUGCCACUCUGGCAUGUAGGGAUGAAUGACGUACUGCCCAAUGAACCCCCUUAUGUGCCCCGUUUUGGACAGAAAAUCACUGUAUUAAUUGGGAAACCGUUCAGUUGCCGGCCUUUGCUGGAGCGGCUUCGGGCAGAGAACAAGUCAGCGAUGGAGAUGCGCAAAGCCUUGACGGAUUUCAUUCAGGAGGAGAUCCAGACGCUGAGGGACCAGGCUGAGAGGCUACAUCAGACCUUCAAGCUGCAAGACUAGGAAUGGGAUGACGAUAGGCCUUGGAGUCCUUCCCACUGAAACACGGAAUGGGCAGUCCUGGAGCAUGAUGGAGAAUGAAGUCCCUCCAUGGACAGCCUCUAACCUUAGCUCUUGAGUGAAACCUUCCCACUUUUCCACUCGCCACCCGUGCUUCCCAAUACCACAACUGUAUUGGCAGUGCAUGCGGAGCACUGGAUGAAUGCUCCCUGCGUAUUACGUGGAGCUUUGUACUCCAUUGGGUGCCCUCUUGAUUGUGCCUGUAUCCCAAUGGAGAUGGGAAGGACUCAGAAAUGUAGUUGUAAGUGAAGUUCUCUAUUGCCAGAAUGUAGCAUUUCUGAAACGUAGAGACUCUUGAUGAGGCAUGUACAAAAAGCGGGAGAAAUUGUGGGAUGGGGGAGAGGUUAAAGGCGGACCCUGCCCUCUCCCAGCAAUGUUGCCUAUUUGCACCAGCCUCCCUUGCUUGUGGGCAAGAGGGAUAGAGUUCUUUUUGUAGAUAAACUAUUGAUCUGUAGGUGGCUUUUAUACUUCAGACUUUUCCAAUAAACAUGUCCAACCCCUA
Molecule: messenger RNA, 1455 nt
Organism: Anolis sagrei ordinatus
Lineage: Eukaryota; Metazoa; Chordata; Lepidosauria; Squamata; Anolidae
Gene: TAFAZZIN
Product: tafazzin, phospholipid-lysophospholipid transacylase
Biological process (GO): inner mitochondrial membrane organization; cardiolipin acyl-chain remodeling
Cellular component (GO): mitochondrial membrane
Molecular function (GO): 1-acylglycerophosphocholine O-acyltransferase activity
Source: RefSeq, a predicted model, not a curated record